GAGACGGGGGUCGUAUUGCGUGAAGACUGGAGUAAGUAAAACCCGGAAACAGUUGAGAGCGAAAGAGGACUCAACUCUUUUAAGUGGAGUCCGGUACAACCAACGCAGUGUUUUCAGUCCACCAAAUCCCACCCUCUCCUCUCUCUCUCUCUCUCUCUAGAAUCUAGGGCUUUGAAAUUCUUCGAUUCCUUCAAAGCUUCUCAAGCAUUUCCACCGCGUCUCAAAUCCUCUCAGAUUCUCCAGUGAAAAAGGAUAUUUGGAUAUCAGAGUGUAGCGUUUGGAUCAUUGUGAAGGUUUUAUAAUGAUGAAUUCAAUCGUGGAGAUUCAUCCCAAAGAAUUGAAGUUCAUAGUUGAGUUGAAGAAGCAAAGCUCAUGCUCAAUUCGACUUACCAACAUGUCCGACCACCAUGUUGCUUUUAAGGUUAAAACUACAUCCCCGAAGAAAUACUGUGUGCGACCAAAUGUAGGUGUUAUCUUGCCAAAAUCAGCUUGUGAAUUUUCAGUUACAAUGCAAGCUCAAAAGACAGCUCUGCCUGACAUGGAUUGCAGAGAUAAGUUCUUAAUCCAAAGCACAAUUGUUUCUUCUGGACAACUGACGCAGAUAUUGCAGCUAGUUUCUCAUUGUUUAUUUUCACAGUUUGCUAAAGAUGAGGGCAAACACGUUGAAGAGAAAAAGCUAAGGGUAAUCCUUAUGAGCCCACCUGAUUCGCCAAUACUGUCACCAAUCAAGGUAGACUUGAAGCAAGGGCAGGGCAAUGAAGCUUCAAUACUAAAUGAUCAAGUAUUUGGUGGAGUAGAAACCCUCCCUCAACACAAAAUGGUUACAAAGGAUGUGAAGUUCAGAGUUGUCAAUAGUGAGGAGUCAAAGCCAUCAAAGGUUACUGAGGUGAAACCAGCCAAGCAUGUGGAAUUGAAACUAAGAAAAGAAGAGGAGUUGAAACCAGCAAAGGCUGUGGAAUUGAAAUUACCAAAAUAUGAGGAGGUAAAAGCAAUAAAUGAUGUGGAGUCAAGGCCAACAUAUGCUACGGACAUGGAACCAGCCAGAGAUGUGGAGUUAGAACCAGUUGAUGUGGUGGAAUUGGAACCAGCAAAAGAUAUGGAGUUGAAACCAUCAGAGGAUUUGCUUUUGAAACUAGCAAAAGAGCAGGAGGCUGAUAAAGCACAGGUUGUGGAAAAUUUGAAGUUAGUUAAAGAUAUUGAGGAGAUGAAAUCAAAGCUACUUGAACUUGAACUAAAGCUGAGCCAGAAAUCAAAGGCAACAAUGAUGUGUGUACAAGGUACCAGAUUACAUGACCAACAUUACGACAGAAUCUGUUCAUUCAGACAGUUUGAUAUGUGAUAGAAUUGUAAGGAAGAUUGAAGAAGAUGAUGAAAAAACCAGAAAAGAGAGAGAGCUUCGUAUAUUGAUGCAGAGAGAAUACAACUUGCACACAAUACAUCAGACUUGUUUUUCUACUUGUACAUAUUCUUAAUAUGAGUAACUUUCCAUUUUUACCCUUAGCAUCCCCCCUCAAGCUGAUGGUAGGAAACUAACAUCAGAUUGCAACAAUAAUAAAAUGUUGUGAUUAUAAUAGAAGUGAAGAUUCUUGCUUCAGCCAGGAGGAAUGAGUGGUAGUAACUGAGAAGGAUUGUCAUGUGGCCAACGUAGACAUAUACUUGGUUGAGAGGCUUUCCUUAGCUUGAAGUUCUGAAGAAGAUGGUAAUUGAAAAUCAUAGUGAUGCCUAUGAAAACAUUAUGCAGCACUGUGGCCCCUCUUGAAGCAAAUCUGACAUUGUAAAGAAGAACCAAUAGCAACAGCUUGCCUAGGAGCAAAUCUUUGGGGGCAACUUUUAGCAAUAUGACCAAAUUGUGAGCAUAUUUGACAAUUAUCACCAGGGAAAGUAACACUCUGAUGACGAACUCCACCAGAAAAAUCAUAGACAUGACAACCAUUUGAAUUCCUCAAGUCUUUGGACUUCACAGAGCCAAUUGAGAUUGUUGAAAAUACCACCAGUGUUGUAGCAAUUUGAGUUUCCACAACGAUUACUAAAUCCUCUAGAUUGCACAGAACCGACAUCUAACUUCCUAUAUGCAUAGCAAUUAUAAUUUCGAUAUGGUCCAUGAGGAAAGUUAUGAUAGUACCUGCCACCACCUUUACCUUGAUUCCUUGGAU
Rosa chinensis is the source of this 2153-nucleotide messenger RNA. Its product is annotated as vesicle-associated protein 1-2. The transcript is spliced from 8 exons. Gene Ontology annotation, biological process: endoplasmic reticulum membrane organization. The coding region runs from base 302 to 1339 and encodes 345 amino acids. Gene Ontology annotation, cellular component: endoplasmic reticulum membrane; plasma membrane. Lineage: Eukaryota; Viridiplantae; Streptophyta; Magnoliopsida; Rosales; Rosaceae. The record is from RefSeq and is a predicted model, not a curated record.